Molecule: messenger RNA, 450 nt
Organism: Hydatigera taeniaeformis
Lineage: Eukaryota; Metazoa; Platyhelminthes; Cestoda; Cyclophyllidea; Taeniidae
Source: the annotation of a GenBank genome assembly
AUGAAAGCGAAAAAAGCUGAGCUUGAGAGGAGACGGCAGGAGGAGGAAGAGGCGACUGAGAUCAUUGGUCCGGUGCUGCCAGGAGCCAAUGGCGCGGACUCGACUAAUCAGCGAAUCGACUACGGUAAGGCGCUCCUGCCCGGUGAGGGUGCUGCAAUGGCGGCAUACAUUGCAGAGGGGAAGCGUAUACCGCGUCGAGGGGAGAUUGGUCUCACCUCAGAAGAGAUUGAAAAGUUCGAACAAGUGGGCUACGUCAUGUCGGGCAGUCGCCAUCACCGCAUGGAAGCGGUGCGAUUGCGGAAGGAAAAUCAGAUCUACUCUGCGGACGAGAAGCGAGCUCUCGAGAGCUUCAACCACACCGAGAGGGCCAAACGGGAGGCCAAAUUGCAGGCACAAUUUAAGGCGCUUGUCAAAAAGAAACUGGAGGACAAGCAGAACGUGGGAAUGUGA